Messenger RNA from Aegilops tauschii subsp. strangulata, 2285 nucleotides. RefSeq names its product V-type proton ATPase subunit E. NCBI's taxonomy places the organism in Eukaryota, Viridiplantae, Streptophyta, Magnoliopsida, Poales, Poaceae. Gene Ontology annotation, biological process: proton transmembrane transport. Gene Ontology annotation, cellular component: proton-transporting two-sector ATPase complex, catalytic domain. Gene Ontology annotation, molecular function: proton-transporting ATPase activity, rotational mechanism. The record is from RefSeq and is a predicted model, not a curated record.
AUGAACGAUGUGGACGUCGGGAAGCAGAUCCAGCAGAUGGUCCGGUUCAUCCAGCAGGAGGCCCAGGAGAAAGCCAGCGAGAUCUCCGUCGCCGCAGAGGAGGAUUUCAACAUAGAGAAGCUGCAGCUGGUGGAGUCGGAGAAGCGGAAGAUCAGGCAGGAGUACGAGCGCAAGCAGAAGCAGGUGGACAUCCGCAGGAAGAUCGAGUACUCGAUGGAGCUGAACGCGGCGCGCAUCAAGGUGCUGCAGGCGCAGGAGGACAUCGUGGGCGAGAUGAAGGAGAACGCGUCCAAGACGCUCGUCCGCGUCACCAAGGACACCAACGUCUACCGGAAGAUCCUCAAGAGCCUCAUCGUGCAGAGCCUGCUCCGGCUGCGGGAGUCGUCGGUGGUGCUGCGGUGCAGGGAGGCGGACCGCGUCCACGUGGAGCCAGUGCUGGAGGCGGCCAAGAAGGAGUACGCCGAGAAGCUCAAGGUGAACCUCCCCAAGAUCAUCAUCGACGGCAAGGUCCACCUCCCGCCGCAGAGGCUCAACGACGCCGCCCACGGACCCGCCUGCUCUGGCGGCGUGGUGCUGGCGUCGCAGGACGGCAAGAUCGUCUGCGACAACACGCUGGACACCAGGGUGGAUGUUUGCUUCAGGCAAAAGCUUCCUGAGGUACGUGAUACUACAUACGUGCUGCGCAGUUGUUUCCUUAAUCCUCAUCGUCAUUCAGCGUUUGAAAUGUUUCUCGUCUUGGUCUUGUGUCGCAGAUCAGGAAGAAACUCUACGCUCAGCAGGUGUCACAAUAAUAAGUCUCUUAAUUUAGUGUGCGCUGCCAUUGUGUGAUUUUUCUUCUUCUUGAAUAAAGCACCACAACCGGCCGGUUCGUGAUGUGUUUGUUGUACUCUAAUGUUCCUCUAUCUAUAUAUCGUCGGCUCAUCGCCAACAAUAUAUACCUACCUGCAAAUGAUAUAUUGCUGCAUCUGUAAGUUGUAACUGAGUAUUUUUCUUUUUUUGGGGGUGUAACUGAGUGUAUUACCUCGGUGUCACCUAGUAUUGUACUGUACAUAGUAGCACCAGCAAAGACCAUGAAAGGUUUUCGUUCGGAAAAAAGAAACCAUGAGGCAGCAAAAGAAAGAAAAUAAAAAACAAAAUAAAAAAUUAGUAGCAUUGGUAUUACCCUUUCAAAAGAAAGAAAAAACAAAAUAAAUUUUUCUAAGGAAAAAUAAAUUAGGGGCAUUGGUACUACCCUUUCAAAAGAAAGAAAUGAUACAAAACUAAAACAAAAUGAGGAUAAUCAAGUUUUUAAGGAAGACUGGAUUAGUGGCAUUGAUAUUACCCUUAAAUAGGGAAGAAAUGGUAUAAAAACUAAAAUAAAUAAUAACAAAACUUGCACGCAAUUUACACAUAAAUUGCGCUUUGUUAUAAUAUGCAAGAAUAAACAUGUAAUCAUGGAUUUCUUUGCAAAAAUUGAAGUUUUCUGAAGGAAGAAUGAAUUAGUUACAAUGGUAUUUGAUCGAUGGUGUCUCUACUUGUCUGAAUCAAAAUAAUGAAUUAGUGGUAUCGGUAUUACCCUUUAAGAAGAAAUAAAAGUAAAAAAAUGACAAAAAUUGCACGCGAUUUGCAUAGAAAUUUCGCUUUUUUAUAAUAUGCAAGAAUAAGCACAAAUGUUGAAAUUUCACCCAAAAAAAAGAGUUUCCUAAGUAGGAAUGAAUUAGUGGUAUUGGUAUUGCCCUUAAAGAAGAAAGAAAAUGAAAUAUAGAUUUAAAUAAAAUAAAAUAAUGAAGUUUUCUAAGAAAGAAUGAAUUAGUGUCAUUGGUUCUCCUUUAAUAGGAAAGGAACUGAAAAAUAAUAAAACAAAUAAUAAAUGUUUUUGCAAACAAUUUACACAGAAGUUGCGCAUUUUUGUAACAUGCAGGAAUAAUAAUAUAUUGUAAUUGUCACAAAAAGGGAAGUUUCCAAAGAAAAAUAAAUUUGUGGCAUUGGUAUUAUCAUUAAAGAAUAAAAGAAAUAAAAUAAAACUAAAAAUAUCAAGAUACCAAAGUUUUCAAGAAAGAAUGAAUUAGUGGCAUAGGUAUUACUCUUUAAGAAAAAAGCUGAAUAAAAACUAAAAAAAGUCAAAGUAGUGUAGUUUUCUAUGGAAGAAUAAAUUACUGACAUUGGUAUUACCUUUUAAGAAGAAAGAAAAUAAAAUUGAAACUAAAAUAAAAUAAAAAUAAUGAGGUUUUCUAAGGAAGAAUAAAUUUGUAUCAUUAGUAUUAUCCUUUAAGAAGAAACAAAAGAAAACAACAAAAUAAAUAAUA